Molecule: messenger RNA, 1834 nt
Organism: Pseudo-nitzschia multistriata
Lineage: Eukaryota; Bacillariophyta; Bacillariophyceae; Bacillariales; Bacillariaceae
Source: the annotation of a GenBank genome assembly
GCGAGUAGUUUCAAAAUCACAACAUAGACAGGACUGCUUCUAGGCAACACCCAAGACAGAACGAAAAAUGUUUGGGAACAAGAAGAAACGGCAGUCCGCACCCGGAGAUGUCACCGGCACCCGCUUGAAUGCCAAGCGGCGACGCCUAGAAAAUUCACCAUCGAGAACUACCGCACCUGGUGACAGCGAAAGUCCCUCUGUGCGUUUGACUGAUAAAGAAGUAUCACAUGCAAUGCUAUUGAGAGCUGCAGAGGUCGGACUCGAUUCCGCGAUAAACGAGGCAAAGAUGGAGAAAUCGAGAAGCAAAAUGGUAAUCACUCCUCAAAGUGUUAUUCAGACCAAAAAAAUCUCAUCGGUGUCAGAUGACGACUCAAAAAAAGCAGGCAGGACAGGUACAACCGUGACCGAGAGAAAACCAGAUCAAGCCAUCCAACAACUGGAUCCAAAAUUAGCUGCCACGAACAUCUGCGACUUUCGGAAUGAUGUCGAUCUGUCGCCAGACGAUGAUGACCAGAGUUGCUCGUCCUCAUCGUCUUCUUCCUCGUCGUCGUCUUCCUCAUCGGAAGAGUCAUCUGGUCUUUUGAGUUAUCGUUCGAAUAGUUCGAGGGAAGACGGCGAACAGAAACUUCCACCACUCAAUGUUGGUGAGGAAUACGAAGGGAUUCAACGGCUGGAGAAAAAGUUGAGUCUCCGAAAGGAACGAUUGAAAAAAUUGUGCGCUGGCCGACCUGCUGCCUAUGCAAGAUAUCUUGAGGCAAACGAGGAGGCGGCCGGUGAUAUUCGAAUUGCUGAGUACAAAGAAAGCUACCCGGACGAAGACAAACCACUGUCUUGUGGAUUGCCGCGCUCGAAGUUAAUUCGAACCUGCUCGUCGCGGUUGGGCCUCCUCCAAUUUGAGGCUAUGCAUACAUUGCCCUGCUUUUAUACGAUUCUGGUCGUAAUGGCAGUCCAUUCCACAUUUUGUGCCUGCACUGAAACAGUUUCAAACAUUUUGUAUGGCUCUAUUUUUGAAAACAUUGUUAGCAAAAACGUCUACAAUGCUUUUGUGAUCGGCUUUGGACUCGCUCUCUUGCGUAUCAAUGGUCAUUGCUUUUGGUAUACGGGAACAUCGAAUGACUAUACUUUGAUUCAAAUGGAAAUGGGUAAUCGGCUUAAACUAAAAAAGUUUGAUGCUCGUGUACUAAAAAAAAUCAAGGAAUCUGUUGCUUGCUCGGCGUGCAACAUGUUUGGGUAUUACUUGAUUUGUGUAGGGAUAGGCCACUUUCACUUCAGACACUUUGAUAAUCUGAUGGAUCAGUUCGAUCUUUGGCUUGACAGCAUAUGGAUUAGGGUUUCUGAAAUUGUCAACGAUGAAAUGGCGAAGCAAGUACCUGAAUCUGCAACAUCAAACCUGGAACCAUUCGGUUGCACCGCGGUCCCAGAAAUAGAAUCGGCAAUAAGUCCAACAUGCCAGGUAGCGGUCGACGUGCUUGCGUCCCCCAAGAUCGAAGCUGUUACAUCUCCCAUCACGAGACAGUUGUACCACUUUUAUUGCCUAGAUUUCACAAACGAAUACAAAAGCAUGCAGCUUGUCGUUCACGGAUUGUUUUUGCUGGUUUCAAUUGCCUUGGCUCGUCGGGUUGGUCAGAAUUUUUUGACCUUGUGCGACUAACCGCAUAUUUGGCUACCUACACCAGAAAUCCAUUUGCUACUGAAAAUAUUACCACAUUAUGAAUCCUCAUGAAAAUAUAGUCCAGACGGUGACAAAAAUGAUAAUGGUAGUACUUUUCAUUAUGCUAUGACUACUCACAAGUUGGAUAGUUUUACUAGUGUGAAAUGAAAUUAGAUUUCAAUU